Messenger RNA from Sphenostylis stenocarpa, 1026 nucleotides. The record is from the annotation of a GenBank genome assembly. Lineage: Eukaryota; Viridiplantae; Streptophyta; Magnoliopsida; Fabales; Fabaceae.
AUGGCGUUGGAGACAGAAUGGUAUGAUUUCGUGUGUUUUGGCAUAGUUGGUGUGGCCUUUUUAGGGGCCUUGUUGAUGCUGGGAAUGAACGAAGGGGCUUCCCAAAGGGACUUUGAGACCACCUAUGAGAGCCUUCUGUUGUCUCGACCUGACGAUGAAGUGGUCGUGGAUGUUCUGCCCAGAGAUCACGUCAGCACCUCACAGCUCUGGACAAGCUGUUGGCGAGGGCUGCACCCCUUUUGGCUCCUUUGUACCCGUUUCCUUUCCUUUGUGAUCAUGCUCCUUUUCUUGCUCUGGGAUGUUCUACUCUACGAUGCAAAAAUCUUUGUUUACUACACUGAGUGGACUUUCACAUUGGUUAUUGUAUAUUUUGCGUUGGGAACCGUUGCAUCUGCUUAUGGAUGCUGGAAGUUCUUCAAUAAAACUCACAUUCACAAUGGAGCAAAGGACGAGUUUCUGAGCAGGGAUGUGGAAGAGACAAUGCCUACAAACAUAAAUGCCUACCAAGAGAAAGAAGCCAAGGGUUCCAUCAAGUUGGAAAGCCGAUAUAUUGAAGAGGAGUUUCAACAAAGAGCAGGAUUUUGGGGUUACCUCAUGCAAACUACAUAUCAGACAUGUGCAGGGGCUGCCAUCCUAACAGACGUUCUAUUUUGGGGUGUUAUAGUUCCCUUCUUAUCAAUUUCUCAUCUAAGACUAAGCCCGUUGAUGGGAUGCAUGCAUACAUUGAAUGCAUUUUUCCUCCUUUUGGACACAGCUCUUAAUAAUCUCCCAUUUCCUUGGUUUAGAGUCUCCUAUUUUGUUCUGUGGAGCUGUGGUUACGUCAUUUUUCAAUGGGUCAUCCACGCCUUUGGUUUUACAUGGUGGCCAUAUCCCUUUCUCGAGCUUGAUAACAAGUGGGCUCCUAUCUGGUAUUUGUGCCUGGCAGUAAUUCAUGUCCCUUGCUAUGGCGUGUAUUACCUCAUGGUGAGAGGGAAAAAUGCCAUUCUUCGCAGAUUCUUCCCUCGAGCAUUUUUAAGGUCAAAUUAG